Microthlaspi erraticum is the source of this 546-nucleotide messenger RNA. The record is from the annotation of a GenBank genome assembly. NCBI's taxonomy places the organism in Eukaryota, Viridiplantae, Streptophyta, Magnoliopsida, Brassicales, Brassicaceae.
AUGGCUGAAACCGCCGAUACAAUCAAAACCGCCGACUCGGAGCCGCAGCCGGAAUCCGUCGGAUCCGCAUUGUCCGAUCAGACAUCUGACGAAUCCUCAAAAGAGGUAGAUCUGAAGAAGGAAGCCGCCGCGGAGACGAAGCCGGGAGGCAUCUCUCUCCGCAUCUGGCCGCCGACGCAGAAAACUCGCGACGCAGUCUUGAACCGCCUGAUCGAGACCUUGUCCACCGAAUCGAUCCUCUCUAAAAGAUACGGGACGCUCAAUUCCGAGGAAGCCGCCGCCGUCGCGAAAUCGAUCGAGGAGGAAGCGUACGGCGUCGCGUCUAACGCCGUGUCGGAUGACGACGAUGGGAUCAAGAUCCUUGAGGUUUAUUCGAAGGAGAUUAGCAAGCGGAUGCUUGAAACGGUGAAGGAUCGAUCUGCGUCGGCUAACGCCGCCGGGAAUGGGAAUGAGUCAAACAACGAGUCGGCGGAGGAUGAGAAGACUGAGGCGAGUGAGGCUUCGAAAGACGAUACUGCUACUGAGUCAGACAAGACCGAGGCUUAA